Messenger RNA from Triticum turgidum subsp. durum (durum wheat), 411 nucleotides. The record is from the annotation of a GenBank genome assembly. NCBI's taxonomy places the organism in Eukaryota, Viridiplantae, Streptophyta, Magnoliopsida, Poales, Poaceae.
AUGCACCGAAACCCUCGCGUCCUCCUCCGCGCCGCCGCCUAUCUCCUCCGCCCCUCCACCGCCGCCCCGCAACCCCUAACGAACGCCAGACCUCCCCUGCCACUUUCUCCGCGGGGCCUCAUCCUCCCUGCACAACGCCGCGCCUUCUCGACGGACUACGGCAAGGACGUCGACGAGGUGAACCGCAAGUUCGCCGAAGCGCGGGAGGAGAUCGAGGCUGCCAUGGACAGCAAGGAGACGGUGUACUUCAACGAGGAGGCCGCCUGCGCGCGCGACGCGGCCGGCGAGGCCCUCGGCGCCUUCGACGCGCUGCUUGCGCGGGUCCCGCCCGCAGACGCCGACGCGCUCCGCAGGUCCAUGGGGCUCAAGAUGGAGCAGCUCAAGGCCGAGCUCAAGCAGCUCGAGGAGUAG